Daucus carota subsp. sativus is the source of this 1795-nucleotide messenger RNA. Its product is annotated as protein ALP1-like. Lineage: Eukaryota; Viridiplantae; Streptophyta; Magnoliopsida; Apiales; Apiaceae. The record is from RefSeq and is a predicted model, not a curated record. The transcript has a single exon. The coding region runs from base 235 to 1566 and encodes 443 amino acids.
GUAAAUAAGUUAAUAAAGUGUUUGGAAAAGAAGCAGAAGCUGUGAGAGAGAAGCUAGCAUUCUCAGCUUUUUAAAAGUGCUUCUACUUCUUUACACAAACGGGUCAAGAGAAGCAGAAGCUAGAAGUAACUUCUGAUUCUGCGAAACAAACAGGGCCAUAGUCUGAACAUAUCCCCAAUUCAUCUCAUCGGAAAAUCAAGAAGCAUCUCUUUAACCUAACCUUUCAACUCAGCCAUGGAUGAAUCUUUCUUGUUGAUGCUCACAAAUCUCCUCCACCUCCAAAACCACCUGGACCCCACCUCUUCCCUCCUCACCCCCACCCCUACCCCCACCUCCCCCACCUCUCUCCUCACCUCCACCUCCGCCGCGCCUCUCCUCUUCUUCACUAUCGCCUCCGUUCUCUCUUAUCUCACCACCACUUCGCUCCAAAAUUCAUCCCCAGCCUCCUCUUCCCAACCCCACCAAAACCCAGAACCCAAUUCCCCUGAUUCUGAUCACAAGCACCAGUUCUCGAUUUCGGCUUUUCGGGCUUUUUCGACGGAGCACAUUUGGGCUAUGGAAGCUCCUUUGAGGGAUGCGCAGUGGCGAUCGUUGUAUGGACUUUCUUACCCUGUUUUUACUACUGUUGUUGACAAACUUAAGCCUUUUAUUGCUCAGAGUAAUUUGUCUUUGCCUACUGAUUACGCGGUGGCGAUGGUGUUGUCGAGAUUGUCGUUAGGUCUUAGUGCUAAGACGUUGGCCAAGAGGUAUUCGCUUGAGCCUUAUUUGAUUUCCAAGAUUACGAAUAUGGUUACUAGGUUAUUGGCUACUAAGCUUUCUCCGGAGUUUAUAAGGAUUCCUAUUGUGAGACGUCGUUUACAUGAGACGACACAGGCGUUUGAGGAGUUGACUUCAUUGCCCAAUAUUUGUGGAGCUAUGGAUACUACUGCUGUGAAGGUUAGGUCUAAGAAUGUGGGGGAUGUCUUUGUUUCGAAACAUGGGUUUCCUUCGGUUUUAUUGCAGGUUGUUUCGGAUCAUAAGAAGAUUUUGUGGGAUGUUUGUGUGAAGGCACCGGGUGGUUUUGAUGAUGCUACUCAUUUGAGGGAUAGUUUGUUGUAUAAUAGGUUGGUUUCGGGGGAUAUUCUGUGGGAUAAGGUAAUAAAUGUGAGGGGACAUAAUUUGAGGCCUUACAUUGUUGGAGAUUGGUGUUAUCCUUUGUUGUCGUUUUUGAUGACUCCGUUUUCUUGGAAUAGGACGGGAAGUCCUGCGCAGAAUGCGUUUGAUGAGGCAUUGAUGAAGGGAAGAAAGCAUGCGGAGGAAGCUAUUGGAUUACUUAAAGGGAGGUGGAGGAUUUUGCAGGAUUUGAAUGUGGAUAUAAAUCAUGCACCUCAGACGAUUGUAGCUUGUUGUGUGUUGCAUAAUUUGUGUCAGAUUGCUAAGGAGCCUGAACCUGAUCUGUGGAAGGAACCCGAAGAGAUUGGGGAAUCUCCUGGAAUAUUGGAGAACGAGAAGUCUUACUAUUACUUUGGGGAAAGCGUGAGGCAGGCGUUGGCUGAUGAUUUGUACCAAAGGCUUUCAUCAAGAUGAGGCAUUGUUCUCAAGGACGUGGGUUUCUUCCUGUGCUCACCAUAAGAAUCUUUUCCACCAGGCCGAUCUAACUUGUAUGUUUUAGAGUACAUGUCUUCUAUCUUUAAAUAACAUUUAGAGGUAGAUUUGUUGUAGUUAUCUCCAAUGGUUUAAUGGCUAUUGAUAAGCUCGAAUACUUUGAAUUUUAUGUAAGUUAUUAUCUAUAGGAAAAUGCAUCCUUGUUGAUCCA